AUGAACAGAGGAAUCGAUGUUAUGUCACCAGCAACAUACAUAGAAACAUCAAACUGGUUAUUCCAAGAAAACAGAGGAACUAAAUGGACAGCUGAAGAAAACAAGAAAUUCGAAAACGCUUUAGCUUUUUACGACAAAGAUACUCCAGAGAGAUGGUCUAAAGUCGCCGCUAUGCUUCCCGGAAAAACAGUCGGAGAUGUCAUCAAACAAUACAGAGAACUCGAAGAAGACGUAAGUGACAUCGAAGCUGGUCUUAUACCAAUCCCUGGUUAUGCCUCUGAUUCAUUCACACUUGAUUGGGGAGGCUACGAAGCAGAAAACAAUGGUUUUAACAUGAACGGAUAUUACUUUGCUUCCGCCGGAGGAAAGAGAGGAUCCGCCGCGAGAUCGGCCGAGCACGAGAGGAAGAAAGGUGUUCCAUGGACAGAAGAAGAACACAGACAAUUUCUGAUGGGUUUGAAGAAAUAUGGAAAAGGAGAUUGGAGAAACAUAGCACGAAACUUCGUGACCACAAGAACGCCGACGCAAGUCGCGAGUCACGCUCAGAAGUAUUUCAUACGGCAAGUCAACGGUGGUAAAGACAAACGCCGAUCAAGCAUCCACGAUAUCACAACCGUCAACAUCCCCGACGAUUCUUCUGAUGCUGCAGCCGCAGAUACCUCAACCGCAAACGCACCGUGCUCGCCGCCGCCGUCACUAGGAGGAAGCCAGUGGGAAGGUCAAACGCUAUACGAUGAAACAACGACUGCGUUUUACAAUCAAAACGCGUUUCCGGAAACGCUACUUGGUAUGUCCUCGACACCGUACGUGGCGAAACUGCAGGAGCAGAGUUUCCUAAACGCAUCGCAAUUUGAAGCGUACAAUGCGUAUCUCCAAAUGUAG
Arabis nemorensis is the source of this 882-nucleotide messenger RNA. The record is from the annotation of a GenBank genome assembly. NCBI's taxonomy places the organism in Eukaryota, Viridiplantae, Streptophyta, Magnoliopsida, Brassicales, Brassicaceae.